AUGAAAAUUUCCACCAUUGAACAGGCGGCUAUAAUUUUUCCAAGUUUCCAAAAUUUGGAUUUUUUAUUCGAACUUUUUGUGUUCCUCGAAGAGCACAUAACGAAAUUUAUCGAUAUCGAAUUUUACAUUGCAUUUUUUGGGAUUUUUCUAACAAUAUUCCAUGUUUUCAUUUUGACGAGAAAAAGUGUAAUGAUGUCUUCCAUUAGUUCUAUAAUGAUUGGAAUCGGAAUUUGUGAUAUUAUAUCAAUGGUAUUGGCGAUAAGUGUGAGGCAUAUGAUUUAUAAUUUUAAAAGAGACGAAUGCACACCGCCGCUCACAUUAUUCACCUACCGCUUAUUCUGGGUCCUAAUGCAUUCUCGAGAUGCAGCGAUUCGAUGUUCCACGUGGCUCGGAGUAUUAAUGGCUCUAAUUCGUUUCCUGGCUCUACGCUUCGUGUCGAGACCCAGUUUUCAAAAAAUCUCUCAAAUUUCAUUUGGAUUUCAUGCAACUGCAACAUGUUUUGUUGUUAGUUCUAUCAUGUCAUUUGUCAACUCUAUGAGAACCAAAAUCAUAGAAAUUGGAGUAUGGAAACCAGGGGAAAGCUGCCUCCAGAAGCCUCUGGAAACUUUUAUGCUCCAUGAGCUCCGAGUUUCCGACGCGUUUUCUGCCAAUAAUGGGAUUAUACUGAGAAUUGUCACGUUUGUGAAUGGAAUAUCGUCGAGGAUUUUUCCAUGUAUAAUUCUACCAAUUCUCACUAUUUUGUUAAUUUUGGAGAUUAGAAGAACGCGAGUGAAAAUGACCAGUUUUUCGAGCUUCAGCGUCAGAAAACGCACUGAACGAACUACUGGACUUGUUAUUCUAAUGGCUGUUACAUUUUUUGUUGCAUCACUUCCGGCUGGAAUUUUCACAUUAUUUCAGGUUAUAUAUACGGAUAUUGGAUUUGUACAUCUCUCAACAUUUGUGGACCAUUUCUGUAAUGCUAUUCUGACUUUAAACGCGUCUAUGCACUGUUUGAUUUGUUUCACAAUGUCCUCAGAUUAUCGAAAACGGGUUUUGAACAUUCUGAGAAUCAGGAAAAAGGAAAUGAGUACUGUGAAUUCUGUGUUCUCAUUUUUUUUCGAUUUUUAG
Caenorhabditis briggsae is the source of this 1107-nucleotide messenger RNA. Gene Ontology annotation, molecular function: G protein-coupled peptide receptor activity. The record is from RefSeq and is a predicted model, not a curated record. The transcript has 7 exons. The coding region runs from base 1 to 1107 and encodes 368 amino acids. Lineage: Eukaryota; Metazoa; Nematoda; Chromadorea; Rhabditida; Rhabditidae. Gene Ontology annotation, cellular component: membrane.